Messenger RNA from Vespula vulgaris, 2587 nucleotides. Its product is annotated as pancreatic lipase-related protein 2-like. The coding region runs from base 1321 to 2379 and encodes 352 amino acids. The record is from RefSeq and is a predicted model, not a curated record. Lineage: Eukaryota; Metazoa; Arthropoda; Insecta; Hymenoptera; Vespidae. The transcript is spliced from 7 exons. Gene Ontology annotation, biological process: lipid metabolic process. Gene Ontology annotation, molecular function: lipase activity.
ACCUUUAAUUUUUGUUCAUUUUGGAAAAUCGUUGCAACAGCACGUCAUGCAAAAUCGUCGACGGAUGUACUUACAAUACACAAGUACGUGAUACGCGGUUUUACGCACACGAGGGAGCAUAAUUAGCCCUUCGUAUGUAUGUACGUACUUACGUACAUACGGUUUAACGAUCCAACGUUUUAAUUAGAAAGAAAAAAGAAAAGAUCGUCGGAACGUUCGAGCAAUUACCGAGCUCGAUAAUAGUAAAGAUCAUUUUCGCGUUUGAAUUUCUCGUGUGACGUUUAAGGAGAUCGCUCGUUUUCGACGUAGCUUCCUCUUCCUGUUCCUCUUUCCUUUUCAGCUGCCAUUCGAAACGUGGAAGAAACAUUCCUUGACACGUAUUUGUUGCACUUGUCACAAAACGAUCAGCGCUAGAAACUUUUCAUUGGGAUAACGAACAAUAUGAGUCACAAAAGAUAUAUUUUAAUUUUUCACAAUUAUUCGGAUAAUAAGAUCAAUGAUAUAUCACAGUUAUGUAAUAUUUUAUUCGAUAGUGUGAGGAAAGAUAUGACGACGUCAAUGCGGCCGUAUAUUCCAUUAUUUACGUAUUAAGUAACGACCCAAAGAAAAAUGAGAGAGCUUUCAAUCGGAGAAAGAAGACUGACUAGAAAUACAUUUUCCUCGGGCCAUUAUACACACGUGCCACAUACGUAGCUGUCAUUCUAUCGCAAAGUGAAAGAAGGCAAAAGAAAAAAUGAAUUUAUCGUGGACAAGUCUAAAAGCAAAAAUCCCUUUCGAUCGUUCUGCUUAAUCUCUAAUUCUUGUUUAAUACUUCAAAUAUACUUCAAAAUAUAAAAUGGGAGUAUUAGUAUUAUUUUCCAAUUGGUCGAGAUAAAACCACGACUAUUUGCAUAAAACCGGAGCAACGUGGUGGAUCUCUGGCGAGAAUCGUUGAGGAGGGAAAAAAAGGUAAAAGAAUGGUAGGGGAAAGUGGGUCCUCCACGUGUUCGCCGGCACGCGAGCACAUUCGAGUUCUUUCGUCCGUAGGCGCAGCCGCGCUGCGCUCAUAGCAGCGCUCUCGGCCACUCGGAGGCCCGGCACGCAUCUUUCUUACGCUUUGCUCAUUGCGCGUUUCGUCUCGCAGAGAACGUUCCAUUAAUUUCGAACGUUUCUCCCCUCUUCCGUCUUCCUUAUUCCUUUCUCCUUCUGCGAACGAAGAAGCCGCCAACUUCGUUGACACUGUGCACCUUUUUUCUUUGGUAAAACAAAUUCAACGUUGUUUUUCUUUUUCAAUCACCUACGUGCCUGAAUGUUAUAUCACGAACCAAAGGAGCGCGGGAGAUGGCGGUCAGUCUCGAGAGAUACCUUUUUCUUCUCGUCCUCUUCUCCUCGAUCUUCGUCCGUCAACACCACGUAGGCGCAGAUAACAAAACCCUGAAGGAUCUCUUCAACAGCACGUCCUGCGCUAAGCCGCCCUUCGAGUGUCCACAUCCUCAAAUCGAAUUUUAUUUGUACACCAGGGAGACGCAAAAGGAUCCUUUACUCUUGGACGUCCGAAGCUUCGAGUCGCUUUACUAUUCCAGAUUCAAUAAAUCCCAUACAACCAAAAUCAUUAUUCACGGUUUUGGUGGCGGUAGAAACCUGGCCCCUAGUACGGAUCUUAGACGUGCGUACUUCACUCGAGGCGACUAUAAUAUCAUCAUUGUUGAUUACGGCACGCUGGUACGCGAACCCUGUCUCUCUCAAAUACAAUGGGGACCAGAUUUCUGUUCGCGAUGUAUCGCGCAAUUGGUGAGGUACCUGAGGGAUCAUCCUCGAGGCACAAGGCCGGAGAAUAUUCAUGUCCUUGGAUACAGCGUCGGCGCUCACAUCGCCGGACUGAUCGCCAAUUAUUUGCCCGAUGAUAAGCUCGGCAGAAUAACGGGCCUCGAUCCGACGAUAUUUUUCUACAUGAACGGGAAUCGUUCGAUGGAUUUAGACGAGACGGACGCCCAUUUCGUCGACGUUAUACACACCGGCGCAGGGAUUUUAGGCCAAUGGGGACCGAACGGACACGCGGAUUUCUACGUUAACGGCGGAUCGAGCCAACCAGGAUGCGCGACCUCUUCUCUGCUCCAAACGCUCUCCUGCGACCACACCAAAGUGACCCCGUAUUACAUCGAGUCGAUCGUAACGAAGAAAGGAUUUUGGGCAGCACCCUGCGGCAAUCUUUUCUCUUACCUGAUCGGCUGGUGCAAUCCGCCGUUGGAGAAGUACAUUCUCAUGGGAGAGGACACGCCACAUACAGCACGAGGCAUCUUCUAUCUGUCAACAAACGCACACAGACCGUACGCCCGAGGACUUCCCGCAAAAAAGCAGCGACAGACAAGUCGGAAGCAAUCGUCCUACCGCCAGUAUUAAGCUUGCUUAAGCAGCUUAUCAAUAUAAUUAUAGAAUAGCGAAUCUGUGUACCUACUUAUCGAUUAAUUAAUUAAUAUCAUUAAUCGCCUAAGCGUUCAUCGGCCCGAUGAACGACGCUCCUUCUAUGUUUCUCCUCUCUCUUCAGUUUCUCACGUUCGUCAAUUAGUUGUACGAUAAUAAAGACGUAACAUCUUUCUAUCGCGUUUCA